Messenger RNA from Gopherus flavomarginatus (Mexican gopher tortoise), 2403 nucleotides. RefSeq lists its product as uncharacterized. Lineage: Eukaryota; Metazoa; Chordata; Testudines; Testudinidae. The record is from RefSeq and is a predicted model, not a curated record. Bases 70 to 1245 code for a protein of 391 amino acids. The transcript is spliced from 9 exons.
CAGAUACUCACCAGAGUUAAACUUUCAUCCAAAUCAGCUAAAGAAUUCUCUAAAGUAAGCAGGAAAAAAAUGAGAGAGAAAGAAACAAAGAAUGUUCUAAAGAAAGAAAUGGGAGAAUACACUUUUCAUUGUGACUGUGUCUACAUUAGACAACUUAAGCAGUACCAUAAGGAUAGCUGCAGCCCAAAGUUAUCAGAGUUGGUGAAGACACUUGAAACUCCAGAGGAGAACGUAAGCCAUAUAAAUGACUUCAGUGCAGCCAGAGAAUUAAGAAAACUACAGUGGAAGAUCAAGACUAUUUUGGAUGACUGGCUGGAACAUUAUCGAAUGGCUUUUGAAAUUGAUUCACCACACGUUCACAAAAUGCCUGGCCUUCCUCAGAGAGCUUUAAGAAAAUGCACAGUGCAGUCUGCAGCUGCUCCCUUGGCUACCUCAAUCGUACAGAGAGCACAAGAGAAGAACAGAGAGGACAGUGGAGCCUACGAGUCGGACAGCUCUCUCCUGCUAGCUCGUUUUCAAUCAGUUCCUGCUCAUAACAUGUGGGAGUUGUUGCAUUAUUCUCCCAGAAUUUCCUCUUCAGUAAACAGCAAUAUCAAACCAGAUCAGCCAAAUGUGCCUCAAUUCAGUUUAAAUAAAGGCACCUCCGUACUACAGAACUCCUACAUAUCAGGCGAUAAACUAUGGUUUACAUCCCAUAGUGCUUGCCCUGUUGUCCUUCGGAGAACACUGGUGGGGCAGGAAGGAAAGAUAUGCAGAUGUAGUAAUCAUCAGAUUCCAUAUGUAUCAGACCUGGAGUAUGAUCACCUUAUUAACAACCAGAUGUCUGCCCUGGAACAAAUAAUGGUGAUCUGUGUGUCUUCUUCAUUGAAAACAAAUGAGGAUCCAAGUGAAGACAAAUUAGAGCAACUCUACGAGAGGAAGAACAGGAACAGAAGUAUGCCAUGUAUUCAGGGUCGCCUGGACUCCUAUCGUCUCCUCAAAUAUGACAUCACCUCUGCAGAUGAAUUUACAGGUCAUAAAGGUUCAUUACUGGUGCAAAGGCAUAAUGUUGCUCCCGGCAUGUUUUUGAUGUACAUUCAAGGAAAGCUGCUCUUUGCCAAUUAUAUUUUCAAUGGAUAUAGCAAGUCAGCUAAAGACCUUCAAAAACAAAUAGCAAAGACCAGGAGUGAUUACCAUAUGGGCUACUGUCUACCCAACGAUUUCAGAUUCAGUUUCCUAGAGGACAGCUUGCAGAGUUACUCUUGACAUACAAAACAAUGCCAAAUGGGAAUUCAGAACAUGUUUCUAAACUUAUUUACUGACAGGUAGGGAAAAUAUCAGGUUAUGUGACAAACACUUGAUCAAAACUGUUGUGGUAUAUUUUAAAAUAUGAAAAUCUUGGUUGCAUUUUUUCUAGGGUUCUGAUUAUUCUCUCCCAAAUGUUUAAAUAGAUUUCGAGACAUUUGUAAAUAAGGGAAACAUGGUAACUAGGGCCUGGUAUUAUAAUUAAGAUAAGUUAAGCUGUCAUGGAGGAUAUAAAACUCCUGCUAAGAUUAUUAAAAGUUAGUAUUAUGUGUAAUUGAAAUGGCUGUUUUUACCUUUUAGUGAUGGAGUAGGAGAAAACUGAUGGAGCGUCAAUCAUCACACAACCAAUAAGAUUUAGGAAAUCAGUCAAUUGCCAGGUGGACCUCAUCUGGGAACUGGCAAAUUAUAGGGUUUGUGGACAGUCACUAAGGAGGACGUGAAGAAGGGAGUGUUCCUGGUUUCUGCAUGGAGUGGUUGGGUCAGGAUUGGGUCACGAUCAAGGGAUUGGGUCAGGAUCAACGGGUUCUCUACAUAGCAAGUUACUGCAUGGCAAACCAGGAUGUGAAUAUAGAGUACACCAGCUGCACUACUGCACAAUGCAAGUCCCAGAGUGUGGCAUGGCUUACAAUGCUUUCAAGGAGUACUACAGCAAGCUCCACUAUGGGAUUUUCACUGUGCUGCAGCAGCGUCCAUAUUCUUGCUCGGCAAGCUUCUGCACUGUACUGGAUUGCCAGGCAGUAAAAUGCUGUGUAGACAAGCCCCAAGUCCUGACCAGACAGCCUGCUUCCUCAUCUCUGAUACCCAUAUAUUCACUGUUACUAAACUUGUAAAUUCAGUGUGUGUAUAGUAACUGAUCAUACACAAUAUGUGAUGGGAUGUGCUUGUUCAUCAGAGAUCAGAUUUGGGGUCUUAAAUGUUCAGCUAGUAUUUAAAUAAGUGCAGUUCGGCAUUCAGAGAGUAUAUUAGACCAGGUGGCAAUUGCUGAAGAUCAAACUAGGUUUUAUUUUGAUUCAACGACUUCUUGUUUUGCAUAGCAAUGAAAAACAUUUAUCAAAGAAAUCCCAUUGAAUAUCAAUACCUUUUUUACCUCCACCAAGCCAAAUAUUUUCUUUCAUUUCA